GUACUCCUAUCAAUAAACCACCUGUUCUGGGCUACAAGGACCUUAAUCUCUUCAAACUUUUUAGACUGGUGUAUCAGCAGGGUGGAUGUGACAGCAUUGAGAGUGGUGCUGUAUGGAAGCAAAUUUAUAUGGACCUUGGCAUUCCUAUUUUGAACUCGGCUGCUUCCUACAAUGUAAAAACCGCUUAUAGAAAGUAUCUUUAUGGUUUUGAAGAGUACUGCCGUUCUGCAAACAUUCAGUUUCGGACCAUCCAUCACAAUGAGCCAAAAGUGGUAGAAGACAUACAGAAACACGAGGAACCAAUGGAGGAAAGUGUAAAAGAGGAACCAAAAAUGCCCCCAACAGAAGUUAAAGAAGUGGAAGAAAACUAUUCUAGCAGUGAAAGUGAAAAAGAAGAAAUAGAACUGAGAUCCCCAAGGGGACGAAGAAGGCUUGCCCGUGACACAACACCUGCUAAAAAAGAUAGUGAAGAGGAAAAAACACAAGAAAAAUUAAAAGACAGUAACAAAGAAAACAAAGAUAUAGAGGAAGCACCUGAGAAUGCAGAAAAGAAAGAAAACGGAACUCCACUUGGGAGGAAAACUACACCAAAGCAAAAAGAGAAAAAAAUGAAAAAACAGGAGGAUUCUGAUAAAGAGUCAGAUGAAGAGGAAGGGAGGCAGAGGGAGAGGGAGGAAAUUGAGAACAAGGGAGAAUCGGAAGGUGAAGAGGAUGAGGAGGAUGCAGAACCCUGCCUGACUGGAACCAAAGUGAAAGUAAAAUACGGACGUGGAAAGACUCAAAAAAUUUAUGAAGCUAGUAUUAAAAGCACAGAAAUUGAUGAUGGAGAAGUUUUAUAUUUAGUUCAUUACUAUGGGUGGAAUGUAAGAUACGAUGAGUGGGUGAAAGCUGAUCGCAUUAUCUGGCCUGUGGACAAAGGAGGACCAAAGAGAAAACAGAAGAAAAAAACAAAAAAUAAAGAAGAUGGUGAGAAGGAUGAGAGGAAGGAUGAGGAGAGGCAAAAAUCAAAGCGUGGGCGACCCCCUCUGAAAUCUACUCUUCCAUCAAACACGUCUUGCAGUUUAUCCAAAACGCCCAAUAGUGAAGGUAAAUCGGGAGCCAGAGGUGCACGGAACAACUUGUCAGAUUCCUCACCAUUACCAAAUGGAACAGAAGACUCUGGCUCAUCUGACAGUGAAGCAGAUGAAUCAUCUGAAAAGAAUUUGAACGAAGAAUUUUCUCCAGAAACUUCCGAACUGGAAAAGGGUGAAAAACUGCAUGAUGAGAAGCUAGAUGAAGAAAACCCAAAGAUUCCUCAGGCACUGAAAGAAAAUGACAGGACUCAAGUGCAGCCAUUAGAAACACUGAAACUGGAAGUUGAAGAAAGCGAACAAAUUGUUCAGAUUUUUGGAAAUAAAACAGAACAAAUAGAAGAAAUCAAAAGAGAGGCUGAAAAAUCACUGAAAGGAAAAGGGCGAAGGAGCAAGACAAAAGAUCCCUCUUCAGACAAUGCGAAGAUUUCACCAGGAAGCCAAGAAGAGGUGGCAAAUGAAUCUCUUACAGAACCUGAAAGAUUAGACAUGUCUUCCUUGGACUGUAAAGAAAUUGCCAGCACUCCGGAAAGUGAAACAGAGCCUUCUGCAAAAGAUAAGAAGCUUUUGAAAAGGAAAAUCUUGGAACAGGCAUCACCCGAGAAGAGAAAUCGUCGAGAGAGUGAGGUGGAAGUGCCAAAUAUCGUAUCCGAAGAGAGGAGCAGUGAAUGUACCGGCGCGGAGGAAUGUCGAGGGCUGAAUGCUGACGAGUCCCUCAGAGCUGAAAAUGAGGAAAUGCCAUCCCUGGUGGCAGAGUCGGUCCAGCAUGGGCAGGAGCUGAGGAGUGAGCACUUCGAACAUCCAUCUGAAGAAAGCGAGAGCGUUCCCGUAAAAGAGGAGGAUGAUGCAAUGCCUCAGAUUGGCCCCGAAACUUUGUUCUGCCAUGAAGUAGACUUGGAUGACUUGGAUGAAAAGGAGAAGAGCAGCAGUGAAGAUACAGGAUCAGAGAAGCCAGACCCUAACGCUUCAAACUCAAAUCCGUCUGCCUUAGCCCCCACCGCCCCGUCGAGCUUUGCAGCGGCCUCGCCUCUUGCGCUGAGUCAGGAUGAGUCGCGCAGUAUCAAGAGCGAAAGUGACGUGACUAUCGAAGUCGACAGCGUGGCAGAGGAGUCUCAGGAAGGUCUGUGUGAAAGCGAGUCCGCUAAUGGAUUUGAAGCCAGUACCAUGUCAAGCAAUUGUAGUCUAGCCAUGCAAGAGAGAGAGAUCGGAGAGAAAGGUCAAAAAAGACCCAGUGAGAGCAAUAGUGGAACACUAGCAAAAAAACAAAAGCGGACUCCAAAGCGGACAAGUGCUGCAGCCAAAAAUGAAAAGAAUGGGACAG
Messenger RNA from Eurypyga helias (sunbittern), 2391 nucleotides. RefSeq names its product AT rich interactive domain 4A (RBP1-like) (gene ARID4A). The transcript is spliced from 9 exons. Gene Ontology annotation, molecular function: transcription cis-regulatory region binding. Gene Ontology annotation, cellular component: nucleus. Lineage: Eukaryota; Metazoa; Chordata; Aves; Eurypygiformes; Eurypygidae. Gene Ontology annotation, biological process: regulation of transcription by RNA polymerase II. The record is from RefSeq and is a predicted model, not a curated record. The annotation marks the transcript as partial.